Messenger RNA from Rubroshorea leprosula, 1062 nucleotides. The record is from the annotation of a GenBank genome assembly. Lineage: Eukaryota; Viridiplantae; Streptophyta; Magnoliopsida; Malvales; Dipterocarpaceae.
ACAAUCAAGAACAUUUCAUAACACAAAUAGUUUAUCAUGGAAUUUGCAUCCUUAAAAGCACUUGGUUUUUGCCUCCUUAUGGCAUGCAUUGUAGUAUCUAUUCUUCAAUUGGGACUUGCCCAAGAAACGAGAAAGACUUCACCUGAGAUGAAUGAUGACAUCAUUUUUAAAUGUCUAAAGUUUGCAAUGUCAACCCCAUUUUACCUAAAAGAUAUAAAGGACAUAAUGAAUAACAGUAAGAACGUAGCAGAUUUGGAAACAGAUUAUUGUGUUGCUUUAAAUGGCCUUGCUGACAAUUGUUGGGCUUUCAUUUUGAAGUGCCCGAAAUCCUGAUUGUAAUAAAGGUGGCAUGUUCUAUAAGUGAAAAAUGGAAACUAAACAUUUUCUUCUAUUGUUGUAAUUUCAUGUUUUCCUGUUGUAAUUUCACAUCAAUAAAAUGCCUUUCCAACCAAAAACUAAUUAAUAAAUGCCCUUCUUCUAAAUUAAUAGCAAAUGUGUUUUUUUUAAAAUAAAUUUUAGUAUUAUACGUAAUGAUCUGGGGGAUAACUCCAUUUCCAUAAUAGCUUCAUAUUCAAAAGUUAGAGAAACUAGAGUUAUCUUGAUAAAAUCCCUUACUAAAGUUCUGUAAGCCCAAAGUGUGCCAGACAAUAGCCAUGCCAACACCUUGGAUUAUCGUCAACAAUUUUUCAAAGCAAAUUAAUCAAAUUUUAUUGAAAGCUUUAGCUUGACCCCUGGUUUUAGCAUCAUGAGGGGUUAAAUAAGCAAAGACUCCAUCUUCUUUAUGAAUGCCUUCACUUAUGUUUUGAUGAAAAAUCCCCUGAUCUAUUGUCAUUGUUUUUUCCAAACCAAAUCUAUGGAUGAAAUCCUCUUUGAAGAAUGCGAUAAUAUCUAUUUGUUCUACUUUCUUGAGAGUUUUGUAAAAACAACAUAAACUUCAUCAGUAAGAUGUAUGGCCCAUCCUCAAUGUAAUCUCCCAAAAUUUUUUAAAAUCUUAAAAUUUAAGAUAGGGAUUUGUACAGGAAAAAUUAUUAUUGUGGGGCCAAAUAACUGAAAUUUUCAAAC